Pisolithus orientalis is the source of this 1011-nucleotide messenger RNA. RefSeq lists its product as uncharacterized. NCBI's taxonomy places the organism in Eukaryota, Fungi, Basidiomycota, Agaricomycetes, Boletales, Pisolithaceae. The record is from RefSeq and is a predicted model, not a curated record. The transcript is spliced from 2 exons. Bases 419 to 943 code for a protein of 174 amino acids.
GUGUGUAUAGUGCUAGCCAUAAAAAAUUGCAGGGGGCGAAAUUAUUCUUUUUGCAAAUCUUCCAGGUACUCGGUGGUUGCGUUCUGGACACCCGAGGGGCAUUCAAUGGCGGUUCCGCCCCCUGUUGAAAUAUUUGCAAUAGCUGUUGCUGAAGGAAAACAGAGAGCCCUUGCGAGACACUGAUAGGCGCCAUCAGGUUUCUUGCAAGGGCCAAACUCCGCCGGACAUGGGAUUGGAGUCUGCUGACAGUGGGAUCUCUCGUGGCGAAAUAUCGUUCACGAUCUUUAGGUGCCAAAUGCCGUUCCAUGGAAUCUCUGAACAGUCGGGUUACCCCAAUUUUGUAGAAUAUGUCGGGACACACGCUAACACACGGCCGAGUGACUCACGUACCCAAAGGACCAUCCCCGUGUAGCUGCCUAUGAUCGCGAGAGACAUACGUUGUCCUCGUGCGAGCUGUGCGAUUUUGAGCCUGUUCUCGAGUCUGUCUGUAGGAACCAGUCCAUUCCCUAGCUUCUGCGGCGCACCACCUAUUUUCAGCGCGGACAUUAUCCCUGCCAGUUAUCGAGGAGAACUGGUGCUCAUCGGUGACACCAGUAGAAGGCCCUCCGCGGGACACAUUGUUCUUUGUGCAAUGCCUAGGAGUUCGAGGACGAUCUUGCAGGUCCAUUCAUUUCAAUGUCUGCUACUACGAAUGUUGUGCCACUGUAGGAUUAUGCCGGGUGGACCCUACAGCGACAUAGCCACGGUACAAGCGAAGGGAGCUCGGCGACACUGCUUUCCCCGACUACCCGUUUUUGGACGUGACCGGACCUUCUGCAAGGCCGGUGCGAUUUGCUUUGGGUCAAAGCGUGACACUGAGUUGGCGGGACCACGCUACACCGGCAGAUUCCCCGAGAACAACCCUCUCGCGUUCUUCUGGUCAGUUCGAGAUUUGGACUGUUGAUUUCGUUAGGUUGCUUUGUGAGUAUCCGAGUUUCGCAGUCUUCCUUAUUUGGUUGUGACAGGCAAGAA